Messenger RNA from Uncinocarpus reesii 1704, 3348 nucleotides. RefSeq lists its product as uncharacterized. Bases 1 to 3348 code for a protein of 1115 amino acids. The transcript has 5 exons. NCBI's taxonomy places the organism in Eukaryota, Fungi, Ascomycota, Eurotiomycetes, Onygenales, Onygenaceae. The record is from RefSeq and is a predicted model, not a curated record.
AUGGAUGAAUGCCAGAAGCUGACAGUGGCAUCAACCUGGAGGUUUGAUCCAGAAACGCUUCACAGGCAACUGGAAACACAAGAGCAGAUCUUCUGCAAAUACGAACCACUGACUGAUGUACUCACCUUUGAUAGCCAUGGGAUCAUUGGGGUAGCUUCUACUCUCGGUCAGCUUUUAGCAUCCGUCAUCGAUGAUGAAAAAGAUAAUGACUUACUGGAGAAACCUAAAAUAAGCCGAAUCAUCGUUCCUUCACCAGCGCAGGAACUCGAUCGUGAACCUGAACCAGCCGAUGGCGAACCUAAUCUCAUUGACACAUCUGUGGACAUGCAAGAAGAUUUACCAGCCUCUUUUCAAAGCAAAUACUGGGAGUCGAAAGAUGGUGGAAUUGAAUGUUUCCUCAUGCUACCAUAUGAUUUGUUAGCUGAGGUUGCCGAUGCAACUGGGGCACAUUUAUCAUUGGAAGCAGAAAAUCAACGAAUUCGGGUAUCCAGCAAUAUCCCAGCGUGGAUCGAAAAUGCCCUUGAUAAACUUACCAAUUUGGAAAGGUCGAUUUCACUUUUGACUUCGCCUCAUGUUGAAAACAUCUUGCAUGUACCUGAGGGCGAAAAAUUUCGCUUGAGGCUGCGUUUAUACGGAAGCCUGAAUAACCUCGCUCUCCGGCGUCUGCUCGUUGACCCAUCUACAAAAGGAGCAAACCAACUUGGGAAAAUGUACGCGACUUCCAUAGAGUUCUUGAAUCCAGAUACCAAAUCCAUUGAGACACCAAAGAACAUUGUUGCACCACCACGCCCGACACCCCUCAGGAAAGGGCAUUCUAAAUUGUGGAAUGAUUACCUAUGUUCAGAACUUGGAGAUGCUGCGAAUCUCCUAGGCCUUCCUCAAGUCGACGUUACACCCACUCAUGAACGACUCUGUCUUUCGAAAGAGACAACCUCACCGAUUCCACUGGAGGAAGCAGAAACCGAUAAUCACCCGUUCCUCAGUCGAGAAAAGGUGUCACGUGUGGAUAAAUGGGUCACUGAAGGUUUUGAAGCUGGUGCUGUAGGACCCUCGAGCUCUGAACCAAAUAUCCUUGACGUCCCUUCGCCAGAAUUAGAACCCCCGCCGGCGACUGUGGCGGGUAUAAAAAGACGAGUGGCCAUGCCUAUUGGCACGAGCAUCCAUAAAACCUCCGAUGCACCCGAAUCGAAGAACGCCAUCCCCAAGCCGCUACCUAUUGCUACGACUAGCCCACCAUUUGAGCCACAUUCGAUGUCGACCAUCCCAGACAAGUCAGAAGUACGAGCGUCAUGUGUGAAGCCAUCGGGCAGUCAAAAUAAAACCACCGAUCUAAUUGACAUGUCAUCAUGUCCAAAUAUGGUACCGGCAUCGAUCCCCAAAUUAUCAUUCUAUCAGUCGCCCCUUAUUCCUACCAGGGUCGCGCAAGAUGCCUUUCCUGUUACGUCAAGACUCUCAAGCACAACGCCGCAUGGAAACUUAGUACUGUCACCUGCAUAUCCCAAAUCCACGGUGCAAUCUCAUGCAAUUGACAAAGACAAAGAAGAUCAGGAUCUAACCGGUGCGUGCAGGAUGAAUUACGAUCUUGAUGAGCCAGCUUCGACCGGGAAGGACCAGCUUCAGUGCAUCGCCGUAUCAGGGGAGAAUACCGAGUCGCCGAAUCUUGACCCGUUAGGGGUAUCGAGCCGAAAGCAAGGGUGUCCACCACUGAGAACUUUGAAUAGCAGCACCUACGGUCACUUUUAUAGUGAAUUGCCUAAUCGCAAAGAUGCGGCAGUAUCAAACCCUGAACAAAUAAAGGAGCGUUUACAAGGAGUAAGUGAAAUUGAUACUAGGAUUUUUCGGAAAACAAUGAGGCAACAAUCCGCAGUUACUGAGAGCAAACGCGGUUCAAAAGCAAGCCGGAAAGCGAAAAAGCAAGCCACUAUUGCCAAUGCUUGGGGAACUCCUGUGUUAUUAGCGGGGAAUGUCUCAGCGAAACAAACGGAUGCUUCGGGGCCCAGCAAAUGGAAGAGAGAGCAACAGGCAGAGUCAAAAACCAGUGAGACUAACCGCAUCAAGGAUCUUUAUAAUACAUUAGAUCCAAUCCUAGCCGCUGUUCAACGGUUUACUGGUAUUCUGUCUUUGGAAAUCCAGUUUGGGAUGGUUUUGAUCCACAGUGUACCGAAAAUGUACGCUGAUAAGGCAAUCGAUGUGAAGACAUGGGAAAGAUUGUUUCGGCCACAACACGGAAUUCGAGGACCAGGCACCAGAUUUAUGAACCUUUUGACAGCGUCCGGAGCAGACGUUGACUACAUCCUUAGUCUAAAGGAUGAUGCUAGGCAUCGGGAACUUUUUGCCGGGAGCCCCUCGACCCGCCAUAUUACUUACGAGUUCCAUUGCCAAACCAAAAACAACCAACUGAUUGUGGUCAAUGUCAAUGACUCGGGGGAGACUAUUGUUACGAGACCUGAAGCCGUGCUUGGUUCCGUCAAUGUACACUUUCCACACCAAAUCUGGGAUAUGAGGGUUGCUAUCAAAGGGGCCCAGGAGUACUCCCCCGGAAUCGACAAAGAGAUCGAUAUUGCCGUAGAGGGUCUCAUUUCAAACCUCUAUAUCUGCCCAAACAGAGCGAAAGUUUUGCUCUAUACCCGACUCGACAACUCUGAUGUUCUCCGUAUCACCAAAGUUUUGAUGCGGCGAUCAACUAGGCACAGAUGUUUUGAAGACGUCGAUGUUCCAAAAAGCGUCCCGGAACCACCUAGAGGCAGAGAUACAUUCACGCCUGACAAGACAAGCACCGCCGGAUCGGAACAUGGCUUGUUUCUACAGAUAACCGAAGUCCAAAAUCUACUACUUGGUCAAAUGGCAACUAAUAAAGCCUUGAUUCGUGCUCGUGCGCUGAGUCCUGAAGAGAUGGUUGAUAAUUCUAGACUCUGGUAUGAAGUGUCCAUCGUCAGCCCAGCAAUUGAAAAGAUAUUGGAGUCGAAUAGGAAUCUAUCAGUUGGUGCGCGUACAUGGAAUUGGGAACCACAUGAUCUACUUGGGGUCGAUGCUAGCAUCACGACUGAACACGCAGCCGAGGCUAAACGCCGUGUUGGAGCUGACGGUUUGCCCAACAUGUAUCGAAUUGCGUCGCGUCUCACAGCAAAAAUCGAUGGAGUCGGAUGGGCGAACCCAGGGCCCGGUAUUGAGGUUCGAGCAAGUUUGCCAGCUUCUUCAAGCGUUGCAGCGGGAUCUACCUUAGCUGUUGCUGCUGUUCCUGUCGUCGAGAACAAGCCAAUCACCAACAUAAGCGCGAGUCAGGAUGUCUUCGGCAACCUAGACAGUGUCAGUACCAGAAACGCUGAGGAAGCCGAAGAAUUCUGGUAG